AUGGAUUUUAGAGCCGUCACUGGAAGAAACAUUAACGGAAGCGGCUCGAUCGUUCAGGCUUUUGAGAAAGUCUCUCUUUACAUCAUCCUUCGCUCAUACAUCGGAAUGCUUGUUUAUUGUGUGAUACUUUCCUCCACAUCGGCUCUCAUCAUUUUUUGUGGAUGGUCUUUGUAUGAAUUGAUCGUUCCAUUGAUAUCCGUCUACAUACCAACGUCGAUUUUUUUCCUCUCGGCGUUGCUCGGUUUCGAUGGAUGGGACACGGAGAUGUUGACAAUCAGCAUCAUGCUCGAUCCAAUCCUAGAGCCUCUUGUCAUUAUGUAUUUCAUCAAGUGCUAUAGGCGUCCCAUCGCGCGUUUCCUUUGCUGUGGCCAAAAUAGCGUGUGCGGCUUUGAAACAAGCGAGAGAAAGCACAAUGGUUUGAAUCGCACAACCACAGGAACAAACACAAAUGCGAGCACCAGCAAUCGAAAUCAGAUCUCUCCGGAAAGCAAGGAGACCUCACACCACUCGUUUCAUGGA
Molecule: messenger RNA, 519 nt
Organism: Mesorhabditis belari
Lineage: Eukaryota; Metazoa; Nematoda; Chromadorea; Rhabditida; Rhabditidae
Source: the annotation of a GenBank genome assembly